Messenger RNA from Gopherus flavomarginatus (Mexican gopher tortoise), 2286 nucleotides. RefSeq names its product DNA polymerase eta (gene POLH). The coding region runs from base 79 to 2181 and encodes 700 amino acids. The transcript has 10 exons. The record is from RefSeq and is a predicted model, not a curated record. NCBI's taxonomy places the organism in Eukaryota, Metazoa, Chordata, Testudines, Testudinidae. Gene Ontology annotation, biological process: response to radiation; error-prone translesion synthesis. Gene Ontology annotation, cellular component: replication fork; nucleus; site of double-strand break. Gene Ontology annotation, molecular function: damaged DNA binding; DNA-directed DNA polymerase activity.
ACGUGGGGCGGGGAGCAAAACAAACGGCCGCCGCGCGCGGUUCGUUAGAGCCGUAGCCGUUGACUGUUCCCAGGGGCCAUGUCUCGCGGGCGGGAGCGCGUGGUGGCCCUGGCGGACAUGGACUGCUUCUUCGCGCAGGUGGAGCAGCGCCGGGAGCCGCGGCUGCGGGGCCAGCCCUGCGCCGUGGUGCAAUAUGACGCAUGGCGGGGCGGCGGGAUCAUCGCCGUCAGCUACGAGGCGCGCGCCUUCGGGAUCAGCCGGGGCAUGCGGGCGGACGAGGCCCAGAAGCGCUGCCCGCAGCUGGUGCUGGCGCGGGUCCCGGAGGCCUACGGGAAGGCGGAUCUCACCAGAUACCGAGAGGCUAGUGUAGAGGUGAUGAAAGUGAUGUCGCGCUUUGCUGUGAUUGAGCGUGCCAGCAUUGAUGAAGCCUACAUGGACCUGACUGGCACUGUGCAAGAGAGGCUCAAGAAGAUGCAAGGGCAGCCUAUCCCAGCCGAGCUGCUGCCAACUACCUACAUCCAGGGACUGCCAAAUGUCUCUACAACAGCAGCAAAGAAAAAGAGUGUGGAUUGCAAAGAGGAUCUGCGGCAGCGUGGCUUGCACCAAUGGCUUGAGUCGCUGCCUUUUGGUGACAUCAGCUGUCCAGAGCUGCAGCUGACAGUAGGAGCAGUAAUUGUGGAGGAAAUGAGGGCAGCUGUGGAAGCAGUUACUGGACUGAGGUGUUCAGCUGGGAUUUCACACAACAAGGCACUGGCAAAACUGGCCUGUGGGCUGAACAAGCCCAACCGCCAGACGCUGGUAUCCCAGGGAUCUGUCCCACAGCUCUUCAGCCACAUGCCCAUCAGCAGCAUCCGGCACCUGGGAGGGAAGCUGGGUGCCUCCAUCACAGACAUACUGGGAGUGGAGUACAUGGGGCAGCUGACCCUAUUCAGCGAGUCACAGCUCCAAACUCACUUUGGAGACAAGACUGGGUCCUGGCUCUAUGAUAUGUGCAGAGGAAUUGAACAGGAACCUGUGAAACCCAGACAAUUGCCUAAGUCCAUUGGUUGCAGCAAGAACUUCCCUGGGAAAGUAGCGUUGACCACUCAGAAGCAGGUGCAGCACUGGCUCUUGCAGAUGGCCUUGGAGCUGGAGGAGAGACUGAGCAAGGACAGAGACCAAAACUGCCGGGUGGCCAAACAGCUGACUGUGAGCAUCCGCAUGCAAGGCGAUCAGCGAGCCAGUGCCCUGUCACGCUGCUGUGCCCUGCCUCGCUAUGACGCCCACAAAAUCAGCAGUGAUGCCUUCAUGAUCAUCAGAAACUGCAAUGUGGCUGGAGCCCAGCAGGCUGCAUGGUCCCCUCCACUUACAUUUCUGCAUAUCUACGCAAGCAAGUUUUCUGAGGCUCCCACACUCUCACCUGCAGGCAUUGCUGCCUUCCUGACCAGUGAUGCCCAGUGUACCCUGCCAGCUGGCACCAAUGCAACCAGCCCAAAUGCCAAGUGCAUUGGGAGCCCAAGAAAAGAGCCCAGCAAGAAGCCCAUGAAUGCUAUUGAGUCCUUUUUCCGGAAGGCAGCAGAAAGGCAGCGAGCCCAUGGGGCCAGAGAGCCCUGCCUGCCUGCUGUCCCCAGUGCAGAGGCAGAGUUGUCAGUGCCUGAUCCCUGUGGCCACAGUGAGAGAGAAGGUCUCGUCCUUAGCAAGAGUCAGACUCCAGAAGCUCUUGUGAGGCACAGUCCCAAGGGUGGCAGCUCCCCCUCCCCAUACAGAUGGCUUCCCCCUGAGGAGUUGCUCCCUUAUCCUGCAGAAACCCCUUCUGCUGGCCCAGCCUCCAGGAGCACUGUAAAAACAGAAUCAGCUGGAGCAGCUGCUUCAGAGCUACCUGCGUGGAAGGAGCAGAGUUUGCCACCCUCGGCUGGGUUUGUACAAGGCCCUGCCAGCUCCCCAGCAGACCAGCUGCACUGUGAGAAGUGUGGCCAGCAGGUGCCAGUGUGGGAGCUCCUGGAGCACAUGGACUAUCACUUUGCUGUGGAGCUGCAGAGCUCCUUCUUAGAAGCCAGCCCUCUCAGGGUCCCUGCUGCUGCUCCCAGUUCUCCUGCCAAGAGCAAAAGCAACGCCAAGACCCCUGGUGGCUCCAGUGCAAAGCGACCCAGGCAAGGAGUGACCAGGACUCUGGAAUUCUUCUUUAAACGGCUGCCCCCCUAGGAGCUCCAGGACCAUUUUAGCCUGAUGUUGAGUGAUUUGUGAAGUUUUUAUCCUUCCUGUAAAUAACUUUUAGCCAAAGAUUGCAUAAUAAAGGUCUGGAACCUA